This is a messenger RNA of Corylus avellana, 1390 nucleotides long. RefSeq lists its product as uncharacterized. Gene Ontology annotation, molecular function: electron transfer activity. Lineage: Eukaryota; Viridiplantae; Streptophyta; Magnoliopsida; Fagales; Betulaceae. The record is from RefSeq and is a predicted model, not a curated record. Gene Ontology annotation, cellular component: plasma membrane.
UUUCCUUUCCGAACGUUAACCUCUAUGGCCCAGACCCAGAAAAAAAAACAUGGACGUUAGUCUCCAUGGAAAUCCCUCUUUAUAAUCCAACCCCUUCCACCUUACACUUCCACAUCUUCCACGAACAUUCUUCUCCGUUUCCAUUCCCUCAGGAUGGACUACUUUCACAGACAAUAUUUCUUCCUUUUCUUUUUUCUUCUCUGUUCUGGUUUUCUAUCCUCCUCCUCCUCGGCCUAUAAAUUCUAUGUUGGUGGAAAAGAUGGGUGGGUAUUGAAUCCCUCCGAGAACUACGACCACUGGGUUGGGAGAAACAGGUUCCAAGUCAACGAUACUCUCGUUUUCAAGUAUAAGAAAGGGUCGGAUUCUGUGUUGGUGGUGAAAACAAAAGACGAUUUCGACAAAUGCAACAAAACGAAUCCCGAGAAGAAAUUGGAGGACGGAGAUUCUGAGUUCAGUUUUGAUAGGUCCGGGCCGUUCUAUUUCAUCAGUGGGAAGGAGCAAAACUGUGAGAAGGGGCAGAGACUGACUGUCGUUGUUUUGGCGGUGAGAAACCACAGCCAAAACCCUCGUCCUUCUGCCCCGCCGACUCCGGUAGCUCUGCCACCGAUGUCGCCAUCUCCGGCGGCGAAACCUCCGUUUGUAUCACCGCCAUUGGCACCGUCUCCAGGAUCCUACACCCCAGCUAAGCCACCGACGGCGGCGGAAACUCCGUCGGUUUCAACACCACCGGCGCCAUCUCCAGAAGCCUACACCCCGGCUAUGCCACCGGCCUCGCCAUCUCCGGCGGCGACAACUCCGUCGAUUUCAAUACCACCGGCUCUGUCUCCAGAAGCCUACACCCCGGCAUCGCCAUCUCCGGCGGCGACAACUCCGUCGAUUUCAAUACCACCGGCGCUAUCUCCAGAAGCCUACACUCCGGCUAUGCCACCGGCGGCGACAACUCCGUCUAUUUCAAUCCCACCGGCGCUAUCUCCAGAAGCGUACACCCCAGCUUUGACACCAACAUCAUCAUCUCCGGCUGCUACACCUCCGUCAUCGGCGCCGUCCUCUGAGUAUUCAUCUCCGCCAGAACCGACAACUCAGUCGCCGACGACUGCGAACUCAAGUCCGGCAAAUGCGCCGGGAACUCCAUCGGGCAAUGACACUGUACCGCAGCCGUCACCAUCAUCUGCAUGGACUAUAAAUCCUAAAAAUUUGUUGGUGGGCUCGGCUACUUUGGUGCUUAGUGUGGCUUUGUGUGCAUUUUAGUGAGGAAAAAAAAAAAAAGAAAGUAAAUAAUUUGUCGGAUUUGUUAUUGUUGAAGAGAUAGCUUCUUAGAGGCAACAUUUGGUUUCGAUUGAAAUUUAAUAAAUUCUGAUAUAUAUAUAUAUAUAUAUAUAUUUCAUCUUCA